Messenger RNA from Limanda limanda (common dab), 876 nucleotides. RefSeq names its product homeobox protein HMX3-B-like. The transcript has 2 exons. Gene Ontology annotation, molecular function: RNA polymerase II transcription regulatory region sequence-specific DNA binding; DNA-binding transcription factor activity, RNA polymerase II-specific. Gene Ontology annotation, cellular component: nucleus. The record is from RefSeq and is a predicted model, not a curated record. Bases 4 to 876 code for a protein of 290 amino acids. Gene Ontology annotation, biological process: regulation of transcription by RNA polymerase II. Lineage: Eukaryota; Metazoa; Chordata; Actinopteri; Pleuronectiformes; Pleuronectidae.
GUGAUGGCAGACUCUGAUGCGCAAGAGACUCGCCAGCCAGCAAAGGACUCACCCUUCUCCAUCAAGAACCUGCUGAACAUCGAGGACAAGCCCGCGAAGCAGAAGAGCUUCCUGGGCUCGUCCAGAGGAGUGUUCGAGGGCAGCUUCUUCUCCCGGCUCGGUGAAUUAUCUUUCCCUCGGUUUGAGCUGCCCUCGCCACAGAGGAUCGGACUCUCGGGGCAGUAUCUGGACAGAGCGUCCACCUGGUGGUAUCCUUACACGCUUGGGGCUCAUCUGAGGACCGGAGUGUCUGAGAAGGCAAACCCGAGGGAGGCAUCCCAGGCACCAGACAGGCGCUCCCCGGACAUCCAAAGAAGUGACCUGCAGGAUGUCAAAGAGGAAAGCGCCGACGACGAGGUCCCGCUGGACGAGAGCGACGCGGAGGAGCCCAAGAGAGAGCUGGACCCGGAGGACGACUGGAGGAAGAAGACGGACGAGCUGGACUCCGACAACAAGCCGUGUCGCAAGAAGAAGACGCGCACGGUGUUCUCCCGGAGCCAGGUGUUCCAGCUGGAGUCCACCUUCGACAUCAAGCGCUACCUGAGCAGCUCGGAGCGGGCCGGCCUGGCCGCGUCCCUGCACCUGACGGAGACCCAGGUGAAGAUCUGGUUCCAGAACCGGAGGAAUAAGUGGAAGAGGCAGCUGGCCGCGGAGCUGGAGGCGGCCAACCUGAGCCACGCGGCGGCGCAGAGGAUUGUGCGGGUUCCCAUUCUGUACCACGAGCACGGGGACUCCACCGGGGGCCCCUCUGCAAACUCACCGGGAAACCAGUCGCUGCUGGCUUUUCCCCACCACAUGUACUAUUCCCACCCGGUGCCACUGCUGAGGCCUGUUUAA